Messenger RNA from Oncorhynchus nerka (sockeye salmon), 2647 nucleotides. RefSeq names its product metabotropic glutamate receptor 8-like. The record is from RefSeq and is a predicted model, not a curated record. Gene Ontology annotation, biological process: regulation of synaptic transmission, glutamatergic; G protein-coupled glutamate receptor signaling pathway. Lineage: Eukaryota; Metazoa; Chordata; Actinopteri; Salmoniformes; Salmonidae. The transcript has 9 exons. Gene Ontology annotation, cellular component: plasma membrane. Gene Ontology annotation, molecular function: group III metabotropic glutamate receptor activity. The coding region runs from base 1 to 2160 and encodes 719 amino acids.
AUGGGGGCAUUCGAGGAUUAUGUGGGGAUGCUGCUUUCCUUCGAUACCGCGGAGCUGGGGGAGUUCAAGGAGGUGGGAAAGAAGGCCAUGUACAGAAUAUGUGUAAAGGUGUCCCAUGCCUCUUCCAUGGAAGGGGUAAAAUCGGCGAGGUGGGCGGGUGGCGUGUGCAUUGCCCAGUCUCUGAAGAUCCCCAGGGAGCCGAUGCCGGGGGAGUUUGACAAGCUCAUCCUGCGACUGCUGGAGACCUCCAACGCCCGAGCCGUCAUCAUGUUUGCCAAUGAGGACGACAUUCGCCGUAUCCUGGAUGCGGCCAAACGCAACAACCAGACGGGUCACUUCCUGUGGGUGGGCUCAGACAGCUGGGGCUCCAAGAUCUCCCCUGUGGUCCAGCAGGAGAGAGUGGCAGAGGGGGCCGUCACCAUCCUCCCCAAGAGAGCCUCCAUAGACGCCUUCGACCGUUACUUCCGGAGCCGUUCCCUCUCCAACAACAGGAGGAACGUGUGGUUCGCUGAAUUCUGGGAAGAAAACUUUGUGUGCAAGUUAGGGAUGCAUGGCAAGCGACCUGGGAGCCCCAAAAAAUGCACAGGACUGGAGAAGGUGGGCCGUGACUCAACCUAUGAACAGGAGGGGAAGGUACAGUUUGUGAUGGAUGCUGUAUAUGCCAUGGCCCACGCCCUACACCGAAUGCACCGGGAGCUCUGCUCAGGGUACCCAGGCCUGUGUCCACGCAUGGCCAACAUUGACGGCAAGGAGCUACUGACCUUCAUCAGGGCGGUAAACUUCAAUGGAAGUGCUGGGACUCCUGUCACAUUUAAUGAGAAUGGCGAUGCUCCAGGACGCUACGACAUCUUUCAGUACCAGAUCAACAACAGAUCAACAGCAGAGUACAAGGUCAUCGGCCACUGGACCGACCAGCUAUACCUAAAUAUGGAUGCCAUGCAGUGGACCAGUGGAGACCCCUCUGUGCCCGCCUCUGUGUGCAGCCUGCCCUGCAAGAUGGGCGAGAGAAAGAAGGUGGUGAAGGGAGUACCAUGUUGCUGGCACUGCGAGCGCUGUGAGGGCUACCACUUCCAGGCCAGUGAGUUCAUGUGUGAGCUGUGCCCGUAUGAGCAACGCCCUGACCAGAACCACACCGGGUGCCAACCUAUCCCCAUCAUCAAGCUGGAGUGGCACUCUCCCUGGGCAGUGUUGCCAGUAUUUAUCUCUGUCCUGGGCAUUCUGGCUACCACCUUCGUCAUUGUCACCUUUGUGCGUUACCACGACACACCCAUUGUCCGAGCCUCGGGCCGGGAGAUGAGCUAUGUUUUGCUCACAGGUAUCUUCCUGUGCUAUGCUAUCACCUUCCCCAUGAUCGCAGCCCCUGACGUUGCCGUUUGCUCCUUUAGGCGCAUUUUCCUGGGCCUGGGGAUGUGCUUCAGCUAUGCAGCUUUGCUUACCAAAACCAACCGCAUCCACCGCAUCUUCGAGCAGGGCAAGAAGGCUGUGACGCCACCUCGGUUCAUCUCCCCGGCCUCCCAGCUGGUCAUCACCUUCAGCCUGAUCUCAGUUCAGUUAAUGGGCGUGUUUGUGUGGUUCGCCGCCGACCCGCCACACACGGUAGUGGACUAUGGUGAGCAGCGCACGCAGGACCCUGAGAACGCCCGCGGGGUGCUCAAGUGUGACAUCUCAGACCUCUCACUCAUCUGCUCGCUUGGAUACAGUAUCCUGUUGAUGGUCACAUGUACUGUUUAUGCCAUCAAGACCAGGGGAGUGCCAGAGACCUUCAACGAGGCCAAGCCUAUUGGAUUUACUAUGUACACUACCUGCAUUAUUUGGUUAGCAUUUAUACCCAUCUUCUUUGGGACGGCACAGUCGGCAGAAAGGAUGUACAUCCAGACAGCCACGCUAACCGUCUCCCUCAGCCUGAGCGCCUCCGUCUCCCUGGGACUACUCUAUAUGCCCAAGGUCUACAUCAUCAUCUUCCACCCAGAGCAGAACGUCCCCAAGCGCAAGCGCAGCUUCAAGGCCAUUGUCACUGUCGCCACCAUGACCAGCAAGCUGUCCCAGCUAACCUCCGAGCGACCCAACGGAGAGGUGAAGACCGAACUCUGCGAGGGCAUGGACACCAGCAUGCCAUCAUCCAAAACAACGUAUGUCAGCUACACCAACCAUGCCAUUUGAAGAGAGAAGCUCUGAACAGAGGAUUACUGAGGAAUUCCACAUGCAGACUUGGAUGUGUCAGAUUCACACAUGACAGGGCCUUCAAACAAGCAUGAGACAUUGAUAUUGAUCAGAGUCAAAAUGAUGUCUGAGAGGGUGGCAGCCAAAAUAAAUAUGUCUGCUCUUUCAUGUUCACAGACAGAGCUAAUGGGCCUGUUAGAAGCAGACCAAAAAAUAUAUAUGGUCAGUAAACAAACCAUCCAAGAGACUUAACGAAAGAGGAUGGUGAACAGAAGAGGAAAACGAAACCUAAUUUAAAAGAUCAUUUAAAAAUACAUUGUUGGGAUCAACCUUGUUAGUUGUUAUUCUAAUUGUACGUAUUUUGUGGUUGUGAAGAUUUCAAAUUCUUGUCUCAUGUCGUCUGACCUGCAUUACAAGAUGAGUCUGUCUGUAUCGGCUAACUAAAUCGUAGCCUUGAGUUGUAAAAUCUGUUCAUGACAUGGUUUAA